Molecule: messenger RNA, 984 nt
Organism: Trypanosoma conorhini
Lineage: Eukaryota; Euglenozoa; Kinetoplastea; Trypanosomatida; Trypanosomatidae
Product: putative tricarboxylate carrier
Exons: 1
Coding region: 1-984 (327 amino acids)
Biological process (GO): monoatomic ion transport; mitochondrial transmembrane transport
Cellular component (GO): mitochondrial inner membrane
Molecular function (GO): monoatomic ion transmembrane transporter activity
Source: RefSeq, a predicted model, not a curated record
AUGUUCAGCUAUCCGCCCUUUUCACUGACGAAGCCCAUGUACGACAUGGACACCUACGGGGGUCGCAUCAUGUACUUCUUUUCCUCCAUCAACCCGCUGCUCUGCUUCCAGACGGAGCGGAUGCUGCUGCAGAAGCGGCUGCUUCUGGACCGUGUGGCUGCCGGCGAGAAGGUGGAUGUGGGCGACAAGACCCUCUGGCGUGCACGCACCGCCAUUGAGAACUGCGUGCACCCAACCACAGGAGAAACCCUCUUCCCUCUGUUCCGGUUUUGCGCGUUCCUCCCGAUGAACGCGUUUAUCGUCCCCUUUAUGAUGACGCCUGGAACGGUCAGCAGCGUCCCGCGCACGAUCUUCAUUCAGUGGUUUAACCAGAGCUAUAAUAGCGCGGUGAACUACGCCAAUCGCUCCUCCGACAAGCAGCCUGUGGGGGAGCUCACCAAGGCGUACCUUGCCGCGGUGGGCAUCUCCGUUUCUGGUGCACUGGGUGCGACGGCGCUGCUUAAGCGGGUGCCGAGUGGCACCCUCCAGGCAACCGUCAUCCGCGCGACUGUGCCGUUCUGCGCCGUUUCCGCCGCCGCCAUUGCGAACCUCUCGCUGAUGCGCAAGAACGAAUGGAUGCCGUCUGGCACCGGACUGAACGUCGUGGACGAGGACGGGGAGGUGCGUGGACAGAGUCUCGCCGCCGGCAUGGACAGCCUGAAGAAGUGCUCGGUGACGCGUGUCGUGUGGAAUAUUCCCUCGAUGCUCCUCCCAACGCUCUUGAUGGCUCCCCUUACGACCCGCUACGCCUUCGCCAGGAGCUCGCCGCUGUGCACAGAAACGGCGUUGCAGAUUCUGGGCCUCGCCGUGGGUGUGCCGAUGGCGCUCGGUGCGUUUAGCCCCACUGUGCGCAUUCCUGCGGCCCGCCUGGAGCCGUCGCUGCAGGGGCUGAAGCGCAAGGACGGGACCCCAGUGACGACGUACACGUACUACAAGGGCCUGUGA